AUGUGGCGCCAUUUGUGGUCCAGCCGGGACCUGGGCUUUUGCAUGCUUUUGCAUCAUGAAAACGGCAGAAACAUAAACAUUGCGCCCUCCCUUCACGUGAAUGCGAAGCGGGUCUUGCUCUCCACUGAGGCAUGCUUUGGCAUCAUGACGCCAGAACCUGCGGAUGCGGAACGCGGCGCCGCGGACGAGUCCCAGGAGCUCGUGGUACCGCUGAGGGAGAGCACCGCCAGAAGCACGGGAAUCCGACAUGCGCCCCGGUCGUGCAUGGAGUUUCCCAGCGACCGGCCGGAGCCGCAGGACUCCUUCCAGCAGAUACAGAGGGUCUUCGAAGAGACGGCAUUUUGCAUCCGCUUCACCUGCUGUCAAAGCAGAGGUGCUCAGCUCCUCUGCGGCCUCUGCGGGCUGGUGGCACUUCUCUUGCUGCUGGCGCUUGCAAAGGCAGUUUACACGUCGCGGGCGCCGCCUGGAGCCUUCCUCGGCGUCGAUGAGCCCAGCGGGCCUGACCCAGAGCACGACUGCGAGGAUGGCCUCAGACGCUGGGAGGUGGACUGGAGCACACAGAAGAUGGACUGGUGCUGUUGGAAUUAUGGCGUGGGCUGCAUGCAUUUCAGGUGCCAAGGAGAUCAAACUUCUUGGACAAGCCUGCAGAGAAAGUGGUGCUGCGAAGUCCGCGGCAUCGGCGAGGAGUGCCAAGUCGGGUCCCUGCGCUUCGACUGCGGCCAUAACCUGGGCACCUGGGAAAGCUGGCACCCGGCGAAGAAGCAGUGGUGCUGCAACUACCAGGGCCUCGGAUGUGGCAAAGAGUUCGAGGAGCAGAAGGAGGAGGCUGCCAUAGCCAGGGCAGCUGCCGACGCCGCCUCCCCGAUGCCGGCAAGGGAGGAUCAGCAAGAGGAGGAAGAGGAGAAAGAGGAGAAGGAGAAAGAGGAGGAGGAGGUGCACUCUCCUUCGGAACAUGGCCCUGAAGGGGAAGGUUCAGAGCACGACUCCACCACGCUCUUCACAAAGUGCCAGUCCGAAUGCGUCAUCGAGGAAGUGCAGGCGACUUGCUCCGACUGGGUCGUAGACUUCGCAAAGGUGGCCUACAGGGGAGAGCACGACGCCUGCUCUCAGGCGUACUCCCUCAUGCGCGUGAAGUGUGGGACAUCGUGCGACGACUGCCCGAUCAACGUGAUAAACUGUGAGUUCCUCGACAGCCUGCCGCCGCCCGAGUCCUCAAAAGCUGAGAGCUCCGGGCCCGAAGCCUCGGAAGCCCCGGAAGGCUCGGAAGCCGGUGGCGCCAAGGCGGAGGAAGGCGGAGCCAGGAGUGAGGGAGCCGAGGGGGCCGAGGCAGCUGCGUCCACCACCGCGGCCACGUCGGUCUCGUCCUGCGAGGAGGGCUGCGUCGUUGGCGGCUCGCGCGCCUCCUGUGCCGACUGGGUGGUGACCUUCGCCAGGGGAGAAUACCAUGGACUGCCCGAUGUCUGCGCGCAGGCCUACACGCGCAUGCGGGUGGAGUGUGACACGCCGUGUGGCCGCUGCGCCCUCGACGCCAUUGAUUGCGAGGCGCUGGACAGCUUGCCGGAGACAUCCGCAAAGACCCCAGCCACCGGAGAAAAGGCCUCGCCCGAGGCCAAUCCGCUUGCGGCGAAGGCCGCGGAAGUUUACACCACCACGACCACCACGACCACCACCACGACCACCACCACAACCACCACGACCACCACCACCUCUACCAUCAUUGCCACCCCUGCGCCGAUGAGAAGCAGAAGGAGCCCUGCAGCUGCCACUGGCCAGAGCGAGGGCGAGGCGACGAGUGCCCCUGGCGCCCGUGGCGAAGUCCCGGGCGAGCCAGAGGCGCAGCAGCCAGGGCCGCAGGAGCCAGGGACGCAGCCAGCCCAAGAGCCGGGGGUGCAGGAGCCAGAGGCGCGGGAUUCAGGGGCCGAGGAGCCAGGGGCGAAGGAGCCAGAGACGCGGGAGCCAGAGGCGGAGAAGCCUGAGGCAGAGGAGGAGGAGGAGGAGGAGUCACCCGAGCAUGACUGCUCCACCGACGCGGAGAACUGGAUGGAGAAAUGGUCGUUGGAGAAGAAGCUCUUCUGCUGCCGGAACGGCGCGAUGCAGUGCCCCUUCUGA
This is a messenger RNA of Symbiodinium natans, 2109 nucleotides long. NCBI's taxonomy places the organism in Eukaryota, Dinophyceae, Suessiales, Symbiodiniaceae. The record is from the annotation of a GenBank genome assembly.